UAUACGUGAGGCUCUCAUAUAUGGGAAAAGGAUCAUGGCUCCCGCCGGCACUGAUCUCUUGCCUCGUCAGACGCCGACGACGAUGAAAAGUGGCGGAGGUGCAAUCAUGGAGGAUUCUAAUGGCGACACUUUGGGCAAUUUAAACCAUUGUUGUAAUAAUAGUACUGCCACUGGGAAGCCUCCUAGAGAUGUUUCCUCCGUGCGUCAUUGCAAUAGCUCUACCUUACUCGCCGAUUCGGAAGCAGAUAUUGUGAGGGUAGACUCGAUGAAAACACCGACGACGACGGCGGCGGAGGACAAAUCGGAGUUCUCACCUGUGUUUCGAUCGGGAAGCUGUUCUGAGAAAGGACCCAAGCAGUACAUGGAGGAUGAGUUCAUCGCUGUCGAUAUUCUCCAUGAAAACCUUCCUUCUCCUGGCGCUUUUUACGGGAUAUUUGACGGGCACGGAGGUACGGAUGCAGCAUUGUUUACGAGAAAGAACAUCCUCAAGUUUAUCACCACAGACUCGCACUUCCCUUGCAGCAUCCAAAAGGCGAUCAAGAGUGCCUUUGUGAAGGUUGAUCACGCCCUAGCCGAUGCCAUUUCUCUCGAUAGAUCUUCAGGCACCACUGCUUUAAUAGCUUUCAUGAUGGGAAGAAGUAUGCUAAUAGCCAAUAUAGGCGAUUCUAGAGCUGUGUUGGGAAAACGAGGGAGAGCGGUUGAACUGUCCAAGGAUCACAAGCCAAACUGCACGUCGGAGAGACUAAGAAUAGAGAAACUGGGCGGCGUAAUCUACGACGGAUACCUCAACGGCCAACUGUCGGUGGCGAGAGCACUAGGAGACUGGCACAUCAAAGGCUCGAAAGGAUCAAAGAGCCCACUAAUCUCAGAGCCAGAGCUUGAAGAGGUGGUUUUAACACAAGAGGACGAGUACUUAAUAAUGGGUUGUGAUGGAUUAUGGGACGUGAUGAGCAGCCAGUGUGCUGUUACGACGGUGAGGAAGGAACUGAUGCAGCACAAUGAUCCGGCGAGGUGUGCGAAAGCACUGGUAACUGAAGCCUUACAACGUAAUACAUGCGACAAUCUAACUGUUGUUGUUGUCUGUUUCUCACAACAUCCUCCUCCUAAGCUUCAGGUUCCUGUGCUGCACAAGAGGAGGAGCAUCUCAGCUGAGGGCUUGGAUCUUCUAAAGGGCGUACUCUCUUGAUCCAAUUCUCUUUUGUGUUGUCAUUAUUAGAUGCUUCUUCACUCAGAUCAUUUUCUUGUACAUAGUUGUUUUUAUUUACAAAUGGUGGGGACUUUUCUGAUUAGUUUUAAUUUGUUGUCCCCCUAAAGGUAGACUUAUAUCAAAUAACGUCGUCCAAACACAUAUACUAUACUUUUACAUGUAACAUAUUUUAAC
This is a messenger RNA of Neltuma alba, 1381 nucleotides long. Its product is annotated as probable protein phosphatase 2C 47. Lineage: Eukaryota; Viridiplantae; Streptophyta; Magnoliopsida; Fabales; Fabaceae. Gene Ontology annotation, biological process: protein dephosphorylation. The transcript has 4 exons. Gene Ontology annotation, molecular function: cation binding; protein serine/threonine phosphatase activity. Bases 35 to 1186 code for a protein of 383 amino acids. The record is from RefSeq and is a predicted model, not a curated record.